AUGGAUCCGUUCGGGAGGGUGUUCUACAUUGGAGUGCCAACGCGGACAACUAGAACCGAAACUUUUGCACAUGCAUGCUUCUCUAAGCGGUCGAGGUAUGGAAACAGUGAAAUCGCUGUUGUAGAGGUAUGUGGUGCAAGGGUCAGUGGUACCGUCAUAUGGUUUCAUGUUGGGGAUAGUGAAAUUUCGGGGCAUGUCAGCCAGGGCGAUCUCAUCGCAAAGGGUGAAUCAGCGUGUUGGUUUGGUGUUGGGUUGGGAUUGGCUUCAGGGCAAAGUGUGAGUAAAUGGGGGUCUUGUUCUUCCAUGGAAGGUGUCACAGGUGAGCAGAUUGUUCGAUUGAUGAGGCUGGUGGUUGAUGGAAGCAGAGCAAGAUCACCUUUGAUGUUCCCUUAUUAUCUAAGUGAGAAAACACGGAUGUUAUUGACAAGUGCUGCAUUUGUUCACUUAAAGAACUCUGAUAUUUCCAAACACACACGGAACCUUUCGCCUGCGAGUAGGACUAUUUUGCUUUCAGGACCUGCUGAACUGUAUCAGCAAAUGCUUGCCAAGGCCUUAGCCAAUUUCUUUGAGGCAAAGCUGCUGUUGUUAGAUAUCCCUGACUUUUCCUUAAAGAUGCAGCACAAAUAUGGCUAUGGCAAAAAGGAAACUGCCUUCAAGAGGUCCAUCUCAGAGAUGACAUUAGAGCGAAUGUCCAGUUUGUUUGGAUCCUUUUCACCACUUUCUUCAAAGGAAGAAGCGAAGGCAACAUUGCGCCGGCAAAGCAGUGGUAUGGAAGGUUCUAGUAAUGCUCCACUCCGCAGAAAUGCCUCUGCUGCAUCUGAUAUGAGUAGCGUCUCUUCUCUUUCUGCCCCAACAAAUGCAGCUUCCCUCAAACGCUCAAGUAGCUGGUGUUUUGAUGAGAAACACUUUCUGCAGUCACUGUACAAGGUGUUGGUUUCAAUGUCAGAAACCGGUUCAGUAAUUUUAUACCUCAGGGAUGUUGACAAGCUUCUCCUUCAGUCACAAAGGUUAUACAAUUUGUUUGACAAAUUGUUGAAGAAACUUUCGGGUUCAGUGGUUAUACUUGGUUCGAGGAUGUUGGAACAAGGAGAUGAUUGCAGGGAUGUGGAUGAGAGGCUCAGUAUGUUGUUCCCAUACAAUAUUAAAAUCAAAGCCCCUGAAGAAGAAAACCAUCUAGUUAACUGGAAAGCCCAACUGGAAGAGGAUAUGAAGAGACUCAAGUUUCAAGAUAACAAGAACCACAUUGCUGAGGUUCUUGCAGCAAAUGAUCUUGAUUGUGAUGAUUUGGGUUCAAUCUGCCAUGCAGACACAGUGGUUCUCAGUAAUUACAUAGAAGAAAUCGUGGUAUCAGCAAUAUCUUAUCAUUUGAUGAAUAAUAAGGAUCCAGAGUACAGAAAUGGAAAGCUUGUUAUAUCAUCCCAGAGCUUGUCCCAUGGAUUGAACAUCUUUCAGGAAGGCAAAAGUUCUGGGAAAGAUACCCUCAAACUGGAGACCAAUGCUGACAGUUCCGAGGAAUCUGAUGGGGGAGAGCCUGUAACUGCAAAGACUGAAUCAAAGACUGAAAAUUCAGCAUCUGAAAGCAAAAGCGAGAUAGAAAAAUCAGUUCCUGUGGUGAAGAAGGACAGCGAGAAUGCUCCAUCAGCCAAGGUUGAAGUUCCUCCUGACAAUGAGUUUGAGAAACGCUUAAGGCCAGAGGUUAUCCCUGCAAAUGAGAUUGGAGUGACUUUUGCUGAUAUUGGAGCCUUGGAUGAGACUAAAGAAUCACUACAGGAGCUCGUCAUGCUCCCUCUGCGGAGACCAGACCUCUUCAAAGGUGGGCUUCUUAAGCCCUGCAGAGGUAUCUUACUAUUUGGGCCACCUGGUACUGGGAAAACCAUGCUGGCAAAGGCCAUUGCAAAUGAAGCUGGAGCAAGUUUCAUCAAUGUCUCAAUGUCAACCAUCACUUCAAAAUGGUUUGGAGAAGAUGAAAAGAAUGUUCGAGCAUUAUUCACUCUUGCAGCAAAGGUCUCCCCAACUAUAAUUUUUGUGGAUGAGGUUGAUAGCAUGCUUGGGCAGAGAACUAGAAUUGGAGAGCAUGAGGCCAUGAGGAAGAUUAAGAAUGAAUUCAUGACUCACUGGGAUGGGCUGUUGACAAAAGCUGGUGAGAGAAUUCUUGUUCUUGCUGCAACCAACAGACCUUUUGACCUUGAUGAAGCCAUUAUCAGGCGUUUUGAGCGCAGAAUUAUGGUUGGUCUGCCAUCAGUCGAAAACAGGGAAAUGAUCUUGAAAACUCUUCUGUCAAAGGAAAAGGCAGAAGAUAUCGACUUCAAGGAGCUUGCAGUUACAACAGAAGGAUAUACCGGAAGUGAUCUCAAGAACUUGUGUGUGACAGCAGCGUAUCGACCUGUUAGAGAGUUGAUACAGAAGGAGAGGAUGAAGGAUAUGGAAAGGAAGAAAAGAGAGGCAGCAGGGAAGAGCUCUGAAGAUGCUUCAGACUCAAAAGAAGAAGCCAAAGAAGAAAGCAAAGAGGAGCGUGUAAUUGAAUUGAGACCUCUAAACAUGGAAGAUCUGAGGCAAGCAAAGAAUCAGGUUGCUGCAAGUUUUGCAUCUGAGGGAGCAGUAAUGAGCGAGCUAAGGCAGUGGAACGAAUUAUACGGAGAAGGAGGUUCAAGAAAGAAGGAGCAGUUAACUUACUUCCUGUAGUUGGUAGAAAGCAGGGAACU
Messenger RNA from Pistacia vera, 2702 nucleotides. RefSeq names its product nuclear valosin-containing protein-like. NCBI's taxonomy places the organism in Eukaryota, Viridiplantae, Streptophyta, Magnoliopsida, Sapindales, Anacardiaceae. Gene Ontology annotation, cellular component: mitochondrial outer membrane. Gene Ontology annotation, molecular function: ATP binding; ATP hydrolysis activity. The record is from RefSeq and is a predicted model, not a curated record.